GUGGCCAACUUUUGCAUUUCACCUUAAAUAUGUCUCAUUCUUCAAAAAUCAGUAACAGUGUCUGUGAUCAAGUGGCUGAAUUCAGAUUGGUGCAUGCAGACUCUACAUGGAGCAGACAGACUGCAGACUGUAAGUGUGUUGAGGGACGGCUUUCAGACGCCAAGAUUUAUGAGUCUUCCACAGAAGUUGGAGUCACAUGGACAGUGGUCAGUCCUAUCAUCUUCACCUAUCAAGUCAUUCAGAGUGAGGGGCUUCUGGAUACAAGCAAUGACACCUUACUGUUCGGCCAUAUCUCCAACCCUAUGGAGAUUCAAGCCCUUAAAAACAACAGCAAAGUAAUGAAGCGAUUCAUUGUGAUUGACGAGACUGUUAAUGAUCUUUACGGCUCUCGGGUCAAAGCGUAUUUCGAAGCAAGAGGGGUGAAGUACAAGAUCCUUCACUUACCCACAACUGAGGAGAACAAGUCCAUGACGCUUGUGACCAGUAUCUUGGAGGAGGUCCAUAAAUUUGGUAUUGACCGCCGUACAGAGCCCAUUAUCGCUAUUGGUGGCGGCGUGUGCCUGGAUAUCGCGGGUCUCGCUGCAUCUCUGUAUCGCAGACGCACUCCAUACAUUCGUGUCCCUACAACUCUUUUGGCUUACAUUGACGCCAGUGUAGGGGCAAAGACGGGGGUCAAUUUUGCCAACUGUAAAAAUAAGCUAGGGUCCUACAUACCCCCCGUAGCAACGUUCCUGGACAGGACUUUUCUGUGCACUCUUCCACGCCGCCAUAUUUCUAAUGGAAUGGCUGAGAUGUUGAAGAUGGCGCUGAUGAAACACAAAGGCCUCUUUGAACUUUUGCAGAAGGAGGGAAGAAGUUUGUUGGACUCCAGAUUCCAACCGAGAAUCCCAGAAAAUGUGCAUACGGACGCAGCGAGUGUGUCCACUAAACUGGCUAUUGAAACCAUGCUGGAGGAACUUGCCCCAAACCUGUGGGAGGAUGAUCUGGACAGGCUGGUGGACUUUGGCCAUAUCAUCAGUCCAGAGCUUGAAAUGAAAAUACUUCCUGAGCUUUUGCAUGGAGAAGCAGUGAACAUUGACAUGGCUUUCAUGGUCUAUGUGGCUCAUGAAAGGGGCUUUCUGACGGAAGAGGAGAAAAGACGUAUCAUUGUGUGUAUGCAGAGUCUAGAGCUUCCGGUGUGGCAUUCAGAUUGCACUCUGGAUCUAGUACAAAGGUCUCUUACUGAGCGACUCAAGCACUCCGGUGGACUUCUGAGAAUGCCUCUGCCGACAGCACUGGGAAAAGCAAGAAUCUUCAAUGACAUAGAAGACAGCAUUGUGUGUCAAGCAUUCAAGAAAUGGUGUGAUGAACACUGUGAAACCACCAUAAAACCACAAUAACAAAAUGGAAAUGUGGAGCCUGAUUGUAUUCUUAAACCAAGAAAACAUCUGUGACGCAAAAUGAAAUACACCAUAUCAUGAAUGAAAACUCCAGAAAUUGUGAAAACCACUCAGUUUUAUUUUAAUGUCUGUAACAUUUUCAUUCCCAAUACACUUGUCAAGCUUGAAUCCCAACAAUGAAAUGGUCACACUAGUGACCAGCUACUUUCCUCAUAAAGCUUCCCAGUGGAAGUUUCACGGUUUCAAAACAACAGUUUGAGUGAAAGGUGACUUUCCCAGCAGGUGGGCCGGCUUCCAGUAUUGAAUUUAUACGAAAUAAAUGCUUUAAAAAUUCAACCAAAAAUCAACAUCUCAAGCUAUUUUAAUUCCUUUCUUAAAUAAUGUUUGGUUAAGCUUAAAAAUAUCAUACAAAAGUAUAUUAACAAAACAAAAACCGUCUUUAGCUAUAGCCAAGACACUUUUAUAAAAAACAGAUCUGUAUUUGUUAUUAAAGGACGUUUGGUUGAAGUUCAAUGGAAGCCUGUUUUAAAGGCACCUUUCAUUGACGUCACACACAUAUGCAUUCAUACAGGAGCCUUGUGCUUUACCUGUUACCUGAUUGUCUUAAUUAUUGCUCAGAAAAAAAAAAUCACAACAGCCAGUUUUGCUAUAAAUCCACAAUGAGAUACGUAAAAUUUCACUGCAUAUGUAGACUUCACUUGGAAUUUGGCAACGUUUUAGUAGUCAACACUGUGUAACAUUACAUUCAGAGAACAACUUUCAGUAGUUUCUGUCUAGUAGGCAAAGGAGUUUAUAUUAUACACUAUUCUUGAAAGUUCUGUAGUGCUUCAAGACACCUCAGGUUUGAGCCAGAAUACAAAACAGAUCAAGUCUCGAGUCGAACCCUGCGGGUUUUGGUGAUCCUACUGAUAGACCCUUGGGUUCCACAGUUUAAGACUAAGUCUAAAAUCACAUAAAUAGAAGAGAAUGCUUCGUUUAAAGGGAUAGUUCACACAAAAAUGAAAAUGAUGAAAAUCAUUUCCUUACUGUCAUGUUGCUCCAAACCAAGUAUAUUUCCUGAAAAGUGAAGCGAAAGCAUUUUGAUCACCCCCUGGUGGCUGACUGCAGCAUAGGUCAUAAACCCCGCCCUCUCCGUGUAAUCGAAUGGGUCGCGAGCCAAACAAAAAAAUCCAAUUACACUUAAAAUAAUUUUUUUUCCAAAGAUAGUUUCUGUCAUUUUACGUAGUUCUCAUCAUGCUGACGUAUGUUCAAGUGUUCAUUUUUCCAAUAAGUUGGGUUUUAGUUAGUUAUUUGAUGCUAUAAAAUCAUGUAUGUAAUGUCAUGAUUGACAGCUGUGCUUGCGAUUGAAUGUGCGGGAGAGGGAGUGUGGGCGGGACCUUGAUACCGUGGCUCCACCUCAGGAUCACUACUGCGCAGACUGGGGCUCCGAACAACAUAAUCGGCAAACAAUGUCAACAGCCACUUCUGGGAUAUUUUGGCUUCAUUUUUCUGCAGUGGAAUGAAGUGGAGAUACAUCAUCCAUCUUUUUGUACAGUCUAUACUAUUUAAAUACACAUUUAGGGUUAAUUGUCCCCAUUCAUCUUCAGUUUUUGGAAAAGAGCAGCCUGAACUCUCUGCUAAACAUCUCUUUUUGUGUUCCAUGGCAGAAAAAAGGUCAUACAGGUUUAGAAUGGCAUGAGGAUGUGUAAAUGACGACGUUCAUUAUUUUGGGUGAACUAUUGCUUUAAGUCGCAGGUUUGUUAUGUAAGGCACUUUACAGUGAUCUGACUAUGUUACCUACACUAAACUCUUACAACAUCUUUCCAUGAAACAGGUUGAUUACUCAACUGAAAGUUAUCUUUGCAUAGUUCUAUGAAACAACACAUAAUAGUUUCACCUACAUGAUCAUUAUAGUGGCACAAAUUGGAUGCUACUUAAAGGCAAACAUCAGUACAUCUGAGUUGAGCACUUUCAAACAGUAGAAAUAUACAGUAACAGCACAGCUUAUUACAAACAUAGUCAGUCAUUUACACCAUGUAAGGAUUUAAAAAAAAAAAAAAAACAAGUGUUAGAACAAAAUAUAAAAUGUUUUUUUUUCUUUUUUCUUUUUUUCUUUUUUUUUUUAAUUUCCAAGGUAUAAUCUUUCUUCCAGUGUUUUUUCCAAUAUAAAACAUAAAAAAUCCCAGAUCUUUCUCCAUAAUUUUAUUUAAAAAAAACAAAACAAAGAAAAACUGGGACAUUGUAGUUAAAAUGUAUGGCAUAUUAAAACAGAAUUUAAUAAUUAAAAUGUUAGAUAAAAAUUAAAAAGUUUUUAAAGGGUAAUAAAUUGGAAUUUGAAGUUUGAAAUAGAUGAUUAUUCCUUUAGUCAUCAAAUAUGUGUUAAUAAAUUUCUUCACAUUCUUAUGGAUUCUUUAAUGCUAUGCACUGUUAAAAUGCAUCCUCUGGGUAUCUUCAGAAAUGCAUGAGGUGAAAACCGUUUGCAUAAUUAUAUAGGCACUGCAUAUGACGACAAGAAUAGUUUUGAAAAUUCCUGGGUUAAAUCUGAAUAUUGCUUAUUGCUUGGCAUAUUCCACAGGACAUUUGAAAAUCAGUUGGACAUAUCAAACGCUGUGUGAAAACUGUCCCUCCACACAUGCAUUUCUAUCGUGACAACUCUCGGAAGAGUUAAGCAUGGUAAUGGUAUGACAAUGUUUGACAAUGUAUUUGGUCUUGGCAGAAUAGAUCUGCUACACUACUGCUGCUGAUAUUGCUGCUGCUGCAGAGCAAGUACAGAGACUUGCUACUACCAAUACAUACACAGACAUGCUGCUGCUGCACAAAUAGCAUAUAUGAAAUUACCAGUAGCAGAUCUAUACAGGUGGAGUUGGGGGAGGUGAAGGGUUUCGGAGGAACUUUGAAAGUGAGCUGCAAACUGCUACAGCAAACACUGACCAGCUAUUUAAAUGUUGAGCAGCAAGCUCAUAUGCUGCAGAUGCGAACAUGAACCAAUCAGCUUGUAUCGUGUAGUUAACAACAUAAUUGUCAGCAGGUUGCGUUAAGGACCCAUCAGACUGCGCCAUCUAGAGUUUCAUGUCAGAACUUAGUAUUUCUUCAGAUAAAUUAUUAUUUUGUAAAGACUAUUCCAUAGAUCUAUGGAGCUAAGUGACAUUCUCAAAAACAUGAAUAAAUUAAUACUGAGAGAAUAUUGGCAUCGAUUAAUAAUUGAAUGAAAUUAUUUAUGGUCAGCUAUUUUGGGUCAUCUUGAUAGCAAAUAUACUUUGUCCAGACAUCUAGUGGUUGUGUGCUUUUUCAUCUGGAAGAUGCGAUUUUUAGAGCAUUUGCUCAAAAUGUUGCUUAAACAUUCAGUGAUGUUAGAACAACAUUUAACAGAUUUUUUUGCAACAUUUAUGAAUUAAUUUUAUAAUUAAAUUUUUUUUUUUUUUUUAGCUAUGUUAAAGGAAUAUUUCACUCAAAAAUGAAAAUUUACUCACACUCAUGUUGUUACAAACAGGUUUGUUUUCUAAGAAAUAACAGCUUAAAUUUAAAUAAUUUUCUCUCACACAGAUAUCAUAUAAUUUGUAAAAGUUGCAUGGACUGAUUUUAUGGUAGUUUUUUUUUUUUUUGAUUGACGCGGUCACUACGAAUUCUUUUAUGGAAAAUAACUACAUAACGAUUCUUCAAAAUAUCUAUAUUCAACAGAAAAUCAUAGUUUAGAACAACAUGAGAGUGAGUACAUAACAGAAUUUUUAAUUUUGAAUUAUUCCAUUUAAUCUUUUUAAGUACGUCUCGUAGAGGUUAUAGUUUACUGGGCAGCUGGCCAUUAGAUAUUAACAGUCACUUAAUAUAUACACAUGUUAAAAGGGAAGCAUUAUUCUUAAAUCAUUCCUUUAAAAGAAUAUACAUAUAUAUAAAAAAGAGAAAUAUUCUUCUAAACUGUGCGCAAACAUGCUACUGUACAACCAAAGAAAUCACCAUUCAAGUGCACUUUUAUAUAGAGUGCUGCAUGACAUCAGAACCUGAAAGACUAAUUCGCCACUGAUUCCCUUGAGAUUUUCCUAUGGGGUUUUUCAAUUUAAGUAAAAUAAGGUCUGUGGUAAUCAUAACUUGACGAUACUUGCACGUAAACUGCACACACUCACACCCCAAACUGUCUUAUCUAGUUACUUAUUAGAAACAUAUGUU
Molecule: messenger RNA, 5519 nt
Organism: Ctenopharyngodon idella (grass carp)
Lineage: Eukaryota; Metazoa; Chordata; Actinopteri; Cypriniformes; Xenocyprididae
Product: 2-epi-5-epi-valiolone synthase
Exons: 5
Coding region: 30-1379 (449 amino acids)
Biological process (GO): antibiotic biosynthetic process
Molecular function (GO): 3-dehydroquinate synthase activity
Source: RefSeq, a predicted model, not a curated record